Molecule: messenger RNA, 1739 nt
Organism: Sabethes cyaneus
Lineage: Eukaryota; Metazoa; Arthropoda; Insecta; Diptera; Culicidae
Product: transmembrane protein 181
Exons: 5
Coding region: 1-1635 (544 amino acids)
Molecular function (GO): toxic substance binding
Source: RefSeq, a predicted model, not a curated record
AUGGCCACCAAACCGCCUCAGGACACUUCCGGGCUAGGCUAUUCGUACGUAACUCCCGGUGGAAUAUUCCUGAGGGUAAAAAAUACGCUCUCGCAGUUCAGUGAUUUGUUCAGUGAGUUUAACAAAUAUAUUGCACCGGCCUACUAUCACGACCGCUGUGAACGAUCCGUCCAUAUGCGACUAUAUUCGAUGAACAAGCGUGAAUUCGUGGUUGUAUUUCUGGCGUUACUUGCUUGCUUCGGGUUGGCUGUUUUCAUCGGAUUAGCAGGUCCACCGAUAACAGUAACUACCAUGGUCACAGGAAGCUCGCUGAUGCCAAAUACAACCGGUUCGGGGGGAGGUGGGGCGGAUUAUCUAGCUAAUGGCCCGUUUGUGAUGCGAACUCCCCUGAUGACGACGUAUUCGCAGCAGCUGUGGUUGAUUGCAAGCAUCGAGACGGACAAUAACGACGAUGAAAUUUUCGAUAAAAGCUUUCACGUUAGUGUCGCCAUCGAUGGUCUCACCAUGGAACACAAACCGACGACUAUUCUACGAGCGGAGCACGGGAAGAACCGUACGCGGCAUCUCAGCUGUUCGCGGAAUGCCUGCGAGGAGUUCAUAGUGCUGCAUCUAGGAUUUUUGGACUAUGCACACUACAUAAUAACCGUUCGGUUCUAUGGGUUGGAGAGCUUCCAUCACCGAUACAACAUCAAUAGUGUGCAGUUCUACUUCAAGACGUAUAAUCCGGCUUUCACUCAGAUUGAGAUUUGGUUCCGGUUUAUAUUUCUAUUGUUUACAUUUAUUGUGACCUGCUGGUUCGCACAUACUUUGCGCAAAUAUCCCAUCUACGAUUGGUCGAUCGAGCAGCGGUGGAUGUCGAUUCUGUUACCAUUGUUGCUGCUCUACGACAAUCCCAUCUUUCCGUUAAUUUUCCUGGUAAACAGCUGGCUUCCGGGUAUGAUCGACGCCAUCCUGCAGGCGACUUUCCUCUGCGGGCUGCUUCUGUUCUGGCUGUGCAUCUAUCAUGGACUUCGGCAGAACGAGCGGAAAUUGCUAACCUUCUACGUGCCGAAGCUGAUCGUCCUCAUGCCGCUGUGGUUGUGCGCCAUCGUGCUGGCCACCUGGGAGAAGUGCAACGAGAUGAAAGAUCCUACCUACAGCCACUUCGUGGAUACCGGAAACUAUAGUGGAUUCAAGACAUUUUUCUACAUCUCCGGAGCCAUGUACCUGCUCUAUUUGCUGUUGUUGAUUUUGCGGGCAUACAGCGAGCUUCGAUCAAUGCCUUAUUUCGACAUGCGCCUAAAAUUCCUGACUCUGCUAAUGCUGUUUGUGCUACUGAUUACCUUGAUCAUUACCAUGUGUCGUUUCGGUUUCGGCAUCCUGGAGGAUAAUUUUGUCGCACAGCUGAACACAACGUACAAAAGCUCUGCCCAAUUUAUGGGCUUCUAUGGACUGCUGAAUUUUUAUCUGUACACAAUGGCGUACGUGUACUCACCGAACGGUAAACCCUUGCAUGAAGCAACCAUCACAAAGGAUAACCCAGCGUUUUCAAUGAUUAACGAUUCGGACGAAGAGGUGGUGUACGGAUCGGACGAAGAAAGCCGGCGACCGCUGAACUCUUCCUGCGGCAAAGGAAAUGACUACGACAGUGACUAGAGGCAGAAUUGGGUGCUUCCAAUCUACAGAGUGUAGAAUAUGAAAUGAAUGAACUUUGGUUUGGGAUUCCAAAUUAGUGGAAGCUCGACUCGGAAGGUCGGCAC